Mesocestoides corti is the source of this 738-nucleotide messenger RNA. The record is from the annotation of a GenBank genome assembly. NCBI's taxonomy places the organism in Eukaryota, Metazoa, Platyhelminthes, Cestoda, Cyclophyllidea, Mesocestoididae.
ACUUUGGAGCGAAUCCGCAACCGCUUGCCCUGGGUCGAACACACAGAUCUUGAAAAUGACUUCGAUAAAGUCGACCCAAAUGAUGACUUCAAACGCGAGGCCCUCUUCUACCGAGUCGCUCAGGCCGCGGUGCUUGAGGCGUUGCCAAGGCUACACGAGCUUGGAAUACCCACGAAACGCCCCAGUGACUACUUUGCUGAGAUGAUCAAAUCCGACGCGCAUAUGACCAAGGUGCGUGAACACCUCGUGGUGAACAAAAAGCGCUUGGAGUUGCGAGAGAGAGCCAGACAAUUGCGAGAACAGCGCAAGUUUGGUAAGCAACAGCAAAAGGAGAUUUUGGAGGCUCGUCGUUUGGAGAAGAAGAAGCACAUGGAGGCCCUUAAGGCGGCGAAAAAGAGUCCUGGUGAGUCCUCUCUCCCUCUGCUCUCGAAAUGUUUGAGGUUUUUUCGAGGGCUGUCGCUCGACCUCGCAUUCCGCCUAGAGUGGUUUAAUUAUUUGUUUGUCUUCGGCAGGAUAAACCACAAGCGAGUUUACAAAAAUCACAAAUACGGCUUUGGCGGCCAGAAGAAGCGCUCGAAACGCAACGACUCCCUAUCGAUCCGAUCAAUGGGCAAGGGGGAUGUCAGCAUCCUCUCGCACAAGGCCUCCUCUUCCAAGAUCAAGAAGCUUCAAAAGAAGAUGCUCAAGAGCAAGCGAAAGAACACGCAGAAACAGCGCCGAAAAUUGGCCACUGUGUGA